This is a messenger RNA of Cherax quadricarinatus, 11697 nucleotides long. The record is from RefSeq and is a predicted model, not a curated record. NCBI's taxonomy places the organism in Eukaryota, Metazoa, Arthropoda, Malacostraca, Decapoda, Parastacidae.
CAGACUUCAAGUUAAAAGGCUUGUUUUCUGAAGAACUCUAGAAUGGUUAAAGCUUUGAUAUUGUUGUGAGUGUGACUAGUUAAUGGAUCUUCAAAAGGAGGAAGGUUGCAGACCACGUCAAAAAUUCUUGGGAAGAUUUGCAAUUUCUGUCCACUCAAGUGAUGUUCAUAAGGGAGACCGUUCACCUCCUUUGCAGCCUGUACUUGAUGAGACUGAACAGGUUGGUCAUGAUAAUGAAUAUGCUUUUGGAGAUUCUUUCUGCAACCUUGACAUCUUGGAUAAUGUUAGAGAAACUGAGGCUCAGUAUGCUGAUACAGACUCUGCAACAACAUCACACAAAGAGGUACCUUCUCUUCAGACAAAGUCAAAUCUGCUUCAUAAUGUCAAGACACCUUCCAGGACAGCAGCCAAAGAGAGUUCUUGUAGCAAUCCUACUGAGUUUUUCCGGGGAACCAAAUUCCAAGAUCUCAGGCGAUCACCAAGAUUAAAGAGCUCUUAUUCCAGUAAUGUUAAAAAACUAAAUUCUAGGGCAGUAUCAAAAGAAUUUGCUGAAAGUAAGAAUGAUGAAGAGCAAAGUAAGAACAAAAAAGGGCUGACAGUAAAUAUUGUACCCACAUCAAUUGGGAUGAUUACUCUUGAAGAUGCCAUGGGUUUGAAUGAUAGUGACUUUCCUGAUGAAAUUACUUCUCCUGGAGAUGAAAUAUCUAAAGAAGUAGGGCUGGGACAUUCUCUCCUACACGACUCACGAAUAAAUAAUUGCAAUAUUGAAUCUAAACCAAAUUUUAGUUUUUUCAAUGAGAAUGUCAGGAGGUCACAAAGGCUUCAAGCUAAAAAUAUCACAAAUAACACAAAUAUGAUGUGUGUGUCAAAGAGAAGUAAUUUUUGUAAGGUUGGUGGCUCAAAUCACAGUAAAAAUAAAGGUAGAAACAAAUGUGUAAAUGCAGAUCUUGCAUCAAAUUUAGAUUUUAAUUGUGCAAAAGAAACUCUGGAUGCUGAAGUACUGAAGGAAAUUCACAUAAAUUCUUUAUUAAAGAUUUCUUCGUGUGUAGAAGAUGCCCCUCGAUCAAAAUUAAAUUAUAAGGAAAUAAAUAUAGAUUUCAGUGAAGAAAAUUUUAAGAAUGAACAGUGUGUACAAAAUUCGUCAGGUCCUAUGAGAAACUUGGAAGUAACCAAAAGCAUGUCUGGUGCCAAAAGCUCUUUUAUAACUGCCACAAAAGUACUGAAAGAACAGGGUGAGCAUUUAGAGUAUGCUAGGCUAGCAAAAGACAAAGAUGUGAAGUCAGUCCACAAUAGAGUAAUGCAAGGCUCUCAUCUUGAACUGGAGGGGAGAAAUAAGGAAAACACAGCACCGUGUGAAUCUUUGGAUGGCUGUUCAAUAAAUCGUUGUUCAGAAAAAGAAAAUAAGAUAGAGAAAACAUUAAUAAACUGUAAUAAGGUUCAUUCUAAAGGAAAACACCCAGAUUUAUCAGAUGAUGAUAAUAUUUCAGUUGGCAAGGAGAAAAAACAUUCUAGUGAUCUACAACUAGAAAUGGAUGCAAUUCCAGAUAUGAAGAGUUUACCAUACUGUGUUAAACCCAGUAUGGCUUUUGGAUUUAAUGCACCUGUUACAAGGCACUGUACAGCACCUGUUAAGUUUUUUAAUCCUGAAAAAUGUUUAUCACCUGUUAUUUCUGUUUCACAUUUGGAAGAUCAAGUACAUGUUGAUGUUAGUGAUUCUAAACAAACUCAAGUACAAUUUAGCUCUGUAAUUAUGGGCAUUCAGACACCUGUUGGUUCUCUCUCAUCAAAAAACAAUAAUAUAUUCUAUGAAAAGGACACUGUGUGCAAUGAGGCUCAUCCAACUGUUAAAUCUGAUUCCUCUAGUCAUGGUUCAUGUGAGAAUACAACAUUAAAUGCUGAAACACCUGUUAAUUCUUCUGCAGCUGUAAAAUAUAAAACACCUGUUCAUCAGCUAGGUACAGCAUCUCCCAAGAUGCACAAGGCCGCUUCCAUUUUAAGGUCUCCAUUCAGUGAAAAUAAUGAGAGUCAUAUUUUUCUUUCAACUCAAGAAAAGAUGGAAUUGUCAUCAUGGGGAUUGCCAGAGGCUGUAUUGGAGUGUUAUGUGAAGAAUGGAAUCAAGACAAUGUUUCCCUGGCAAGCAGAGUGUUUGAGCAUGCCAAAGGUCCUUGAUGGAAGAAAUCUUGUUUAUUCUGCACCUACAUCAGCCGGCAAGACUCUUGUUGCUGAGUUGUUGCUGCUAAAGAGAGUGGCGGAAAGUGGACGCAAAGGAGUUUUCAUCCUUCCUUUCGUAUCAGUGGCACGGGAGAAGAUGUACUACCUUCAGAAAAUGUUUGGUAUUGCUGGUAUACGUGUCGAGGGUUUUAUGGGGUCUCACAAUCCCCCUGGAGGCCUGAAAGCUACAGAUAUUGCAGUUUGUACUAUUGAAAAAGCUAAUAAUCUUGUGAACAGAUUAAUGGAGGAUAAGCGUCUGAAUGAGCUCAGCAUAAUUGUAGUGGACGAGUUACACAUGCUGGGUGACUCUCACCGAGGAUACCUUCUGGAACUACUCCUCACUAAGGUCAUGUUUGUGUCCACUCACUGCAGUCUCACCAAGAAGGAUGAAAAUGGUAUACAGAUUAUUGGAAUGUCUGCCACUCUGCCUAACUUGAAAUUGCUGGCUGGUUGGCUAGACUCUGCCUUGUAUAACACAGACUUCAGACCUGUACCACUCACAGAGAGAGUCAAGAUUGGCAGAGCAUUAUAUGACCCCACCAUGAAUAAAGUGAGGGAGCUAGAUCCUUUACUGACUGUUAAGGAUGACAGUGACCAUCUGAUCCAGCUGUGUCUUGAGACAGUACUGGAGGGUUUCUCUGUUCUUGUUUUCUGUCCAACUAAAGCUUGGUGUGAAAAAAUGGCAGAAUGUGUUGCUAAGGAAUUUUUCAGAAUUGGAAAGGCAGACAGUCAAUAUCCACCUGAGCUAGGCAGAAAGCUGAGAGAUUCCUUAGACUCAGAGGGCAUAAGGAGGGUAAUAAAUGCUCUCCAUAAAUGCCCUGUUGGACUGGAUGAUGUCUUAUCUCGGUCUAUUUCUUUUGGAGCAGCUUUCCAUCAUGCAGGUCUAACCUUUGACGAACGUGACAUCAUCGAGGGAGGUUUUCGUACGGGAUCAAUACGAGUUCUCAUUGCCACUUCAACUCUAUCGUCUGGAGUCAACUUGCCUGCUCGCAGAGUUAUUAUCAGGUCUCCUGUCUUUGGUGGGACCAUUCUUGAUACACUUACCUACAAGCAAAUGAUUGGCAGAGCUGGCCGUAAAGGUGUUGAUACAGAGGGUGAAAGCAUCUUAAUUUGCCGAGAAGGAGAAAGAAGCAAAGCCCAAGUACUCAUGAGUUCGACACUUCCGCCCAUCACUUCUUGCCUCCAGCACGAUGCCUCUCUCACAUCUAGCAUGAAGAGAGCUAUAUUAGAGGUGAUUGUAAGUGGUGUAGCAACCACUCCAGAUGAGGUUGACAGCUACUGCAGUUGUACACUCCUGGCUGCAUCACUUCGAGCUGGUGAUGAAGACUCAAAACCAAAUUCACAGAACUCCGUUGUCAGCUGUAUUGCCUUUUUAGAAGAGAACGAAUUUAUUAGACUGCAAGAAGUUGAGGGCACUGUAAGAUACAUUGGUACACAACUGGGGUGUGCUGUGCUUGCCUCAGGUCUCUCCCCAGAUGAAGGUCUUCAUGUCUUCAGUGAACUAUACAGGGCUAGGCAGUGUUUUGUAUUGGAAAAUGAACUUCACAUUAUCUAUCAGGUGCGACAGCAUGUUAAGAAUUUAGCUGUACAUCAGAGAUUUUAUACAGCUCUUGCUCUUCAUGAUUUAGUCCACGAGGUACCACUGAACACUGUGGCCAGGAAGUAUGGUGCCACACGAGGAAUACUUCAGUCUCUCCAGCAAACGGCUGCCACAUUUGCUGGAAUGGUUACUGUGUUUUGCAAUCGCCUUGGAUGGCAUAAUCUUGAGUUACUUGUUACUCAGUUUCAAGAUCGUCUGCACUUUGGAAUUCAGCGAGAAUUGUGUGACUUAGUCCGGUUGUCACAUGUUAAUGGCCAGCGUGCUCGAGAGUUGUAUAAUGCAGGACUGGAGACUGUCACUCUGGUGGCUCAUGCUAAUCCUCUUGAUGUAGAGAAUAUAUUACAUUCCGCUUCACCAUUUCACAGCAACAAGAUGAGAGAUAACGGGAGUCGUCCAGAGGGCACCAUCUGGUUAUCAUCUAGUCGUCCCCUAACUGAGGCUCAGGUUGCUGCUCUCAUUGUCACUGAAGCUCGCCAGUUAGUACAGAAAGAGCUUGGUAUAGCUUCAAUAGACUGGACACACAAAUCUAAAGGAGUCACUACACCAGCAAAAGAGUCACCCACACUUUCUUGUGCUUCAUAUUCAGCAAAUCGUAGAGUCAUCAUUGGGAAGCGAAGGAACUCAUCCUCUCCGAAUUUCAUACUGCAGUCUUCAGCAACAAGAGUAGGAGAUAGUGUCUCUUCAGUAGAUGUAAAAAGUGGAACCAAGGGAGUUAUAGCACCUGUAGGUACAGUAAAAGCAGGUAAACGAUUAUCACCAUUAGCACUGAUUCUGAGGAGGAAGUCGAAGUCACCCAGAAUCACUAAUGACUCAGAAAAAAUGUUACUUGAAAACUGUAUGCAAGACCAGAUAAAUUCAGAAACCUCUGUGCCAGUGCAGCUACCUGAAGAACAAGAAGAUAAUAAUGUAAAGUAUACUGCAAGUAUUGAACAUUCUCACUCUCAUAUGGAAGUUCCAGAAAAUAAAGGGAACAAACAUAAUGUGAUUGGACUGGCAACUGAAAUAAUUAUAAGAACUUCUGAAAAUGAUAGGAAAGAUAUAGAAAAUGUAAAUAUUGACAGUGAUUUAGCUAACGGGAACCAGCCAAGAAAUGAGGAUAGUAAUAACAAGAGCCAUGAUAUAGAUUACUAUACAGAAAAGAAAGAUAGGAAAAACACUCAAGAUAUGAUCAAAAAUGAAACAAAUAUUGUAGAUAAAGAUGCUGGUAAAAAUAACAAUGCACAAAAUAUGGAAAUCAUACAGAAUGUAAAUAUAAUAGAACACACAGAAAUUAUUUCUGGCAAUAAACUACCCAACUUAUGUUCAGGAAAUAAUAACAGCAAUAAUUCUGAAAAUAACUCCUCUAUUGCUGGCUUAUUAUUUGGAAGACAUAAAACCAAAAAAAAAAAUAUGGAAAUGGUUAAUUUAAGCAAAGGUACCAAAUCUUUUGUUAUUCCUGAAUCACAGGAAGAUAAAUCAGACAAUAUAUUUUCACCCAAAAGACAUAAAAAUGUGAAAAGCAAUUUUGGUACCCUGAAAUCGACCAAUGCUGCAGGUAAAUUUAACAAUGAAUUCAGCGGGAUCAACAAUCCAGAGCUUAGGAAUACUUCUUAUCAGCCUUGUGAAGAGAUUAUUCCAGAAAUGAAGGACACAAGAGCAUAUGAUAACAUCAGUGGUAUAGAUGAGGAUUGCAGUAAGGGUAUGAACACAAGCACUCCCAUAGGUAAAGGAUGCAAGAGGAGUAAUACUCUUUCUGCUAAAACUUGCAUUACUAACUCUGGUACCCUUAUGACUUCAGCAGUACUACAAGGUAUGAUGGCAGGAGACAUGACACAAGAAUCUGAACCUAAUUGGAAUGUUGAGGAUUUGCAAAACAUCAGUAUAUCUUGUGAGGAAGAAGUUAGUAAGGUGCAUGAGAGCAUCAAAAGGAAAGAAAACAGUGAUUUAUUUGAUGAAAGCAGUGAUAGAGAUCUAACUGUUAAACAGUCUACACAUUCAUCUCCUAUAUUUGUAAAUGCCACUGAAAUGCAUCUUAAAAAUGACAUACCAAAGCCCAGUGAUUUUUCAAAAAAUAAUUUGUAUCUUACAGCAAAAGUAAACCACAAUAUACAAAGUUUUGAUCUUUCUAAAUCACUGAAAGAUGGUCUUUUAAAGACAAUGGAUUCAUGUGAUUUUUGUUCAGGAUCUGAGAAUGUGUCUUUUCAAGAUGUUCAAAGCAAAGAAUCUAAAAGAAAUUAUGAGGCACAAACUAUGGGCACAUUUGAAGUACAAAAAAGCAGUGAAGAGGACAGACAGGAACAUAUUAAAAGAUUUGGUGUUCAUAGUGGUAAUUUUGAUCAGCAACAUCUGAAUUACACAUUAAUUCCUGAUCACACAGCAAAUUUAAAAAGAAAAUUGACAGAAUAUCCUAAAGUUUUAACAGAAAACAAUAAAAAGAGAUCCCCACAUAGCAAUAUAUUCUCUCAGGGUUUUAUUUCAGAUAAAUUAAUAAAUUAUAAUAUUUUGAAAGUGCCAGCUGAGGCUGAGAAUGAGAGAUUAUGUGAGGAGAGUGUCAUUUAUCAAGCUUAUUCAGAAGAUUUUGAUUUUUCAUGUUUUAACCAAGACAAAAUACUGGACAAUGAAAUAGAUAGUUGUAGAAGAGUACAAGAGAUUAUCAGUUUAGAUGGCUCAUACUUGCAGUCAGUUUCACAACAAAAGAACUUGUUAAGAAAUGCAUCUCAUGAAACUUGUGAAGAUAGAUCACAGGUGAACAAUGACAGCAGCCCUUCAGUGUAUGACAAGGAAGGAUCCACAAGUCAGAAUCAAUCUGUUGAAGAACUGAAUCAAAAUAUUUGUGAGGAUUUGGAGUUAAAUGAGAAUACAAACAUAAACAACGAAACUAUAUUUGAAUCCUUUCCUGAUCAAGCCUUUGAGACUCACCUUCAUUGGUUGUCAUCGAAUGAGGAUUUGGUUGAUGGUCAAAAUGAAGCUGCUGAGCAGGGGAAGAGAGAGAGCACUAGUGAUCAACUUAAAGAAAACUCGAGUAAUUGUGAUAAAUCGGAGUACAAAAACAGUGAAAAUUCUCUCACUGAUUUCCAAGAUAAUAACAGUACUGGUGAGGAUAACACUAAUGUAAAAGGCUUGGGUACCACUUUCACUCAGUUAGAUAUUACACCUGGCACAGAAGCUUUAUUAGAUGGACAACCAAAUGAAAAUCUUGACACUACUUUGAAAAAUGACUCUCAGCCUCAUAGUGAUAACCAAGUGAGUCCUGUUCAACCUAUUGAGAGCAGACUCUCUAGCGAUAUGUUUUCAUCACCUGUGUCACCUCUUGCAAUACAGUGUUGUAAAAAAACGAAUGAUGUGAAGAGCGCAGUGACAACAGAUAGAGUAAAUAAUGUAUCACUGAAAAACAAAUUAAAUUGUCAAGGAGCCAUAACAGUGGGUGAAAGUUUGCAUUCUGAAAAUAAAUAUGAAAAAAUUGAUCCACAAAUGAAUUCUAUUGUUGAAGAUGCAAGUACCUCGAACAACAUUUCUCCAAUGACCAAUUCAUUUUGCAUCAUCGAUGUUGUGAAUGACUCUGUAUUAUUUGAAAGUUUUCUAAGAGAAUGGAGUGAACAAAGGCUAUAUGCAAUUGGUUUAGCAUGUGAAAAUACUCCAGCCCAGCAGAGUAAAGGAGGCAUUGGAUGGCGAAUAGCCGCUCAUGGUCGCACCCCAAGACGAGGUCAUCGUCAUCAAGAAGUUGCAGGUGUGGUAGUUGAAAACUCUAAGUUGCUGAUCGUGGGCAUAGCAGUUUGUUGGGAAGGACGUGAUGCUUAUUACAUUAACUUGCGCACUCUCCAGGAAGAAAACUUCAGUAGCAGUCUUCCAACACCUCCCUUAAGAGAGGCUGUUCCAUUUGAACACAGAGUGGCUAGCAUAAAAAACUUCAUCUUAAAAGGUUCAGACAAGAAUCCAGUUAUGCGUGUGUGGGACGCCAAGAAUUGUGUGCGACUGCUGGCGGCUGCAGGUCUGGGGUUUGUAACCUGUCCAGUUGAGGAUCCUCGAGUGGCUUCCUGGAUGCUAGACCCUGGAGGAAAGGAAUUUAAUAUAUGCAAUCUUGUAAUGAAGCACAGUCUUGAAAAUCUUCCACUCUUGGAGGGAGUUGGUAGUUCACUGGGUUUGUCAAGUCUUGGAGUCAACACCAAUAAUCCCGGAUCAUGUCGUGUUCGAGCAGCGACAGAAAGUGUUGCUGUCUAUCACCUUAUGACAGCGCUCAAAGUGCAGUUAGAAAACCUUGGCAUGUUACGAGCUUUUAAAGAUGUGGAGAUGCCAAGUGUGGUGACACUAGCAUGCAUGGAGCUUAGUGGGAUGGGGUUCAGCAAUCGGGAAUGUGAGGCCCAGAAAGCAGUAAUGCAGGCACAAAUGUCUUCACUGGAGAAAAAAGCAUAUUGUGUUGUAGGUCAUCCAUUUUCCCUUGCAUCCAGUAAUGAGAUCAGCAAUGUGUUGUAUGGGGAACUUCACCUACCAUCUCCUACUGGACCCUUAACUCCUACAAGAGGAAGGAAAGGUCGAGGUGGAAUAGGAAGUCGAGGAAAACGACUUAGUGGACCAACCAAUAAAGAGGCACUGGAGAAACUCUCAAAAAUACACCCUCUUCCUGCAGUUAUUACUCAGUGGCGUAAAAUAAAUUCCUCCCUCAACAAGGUUGUAUUUCCCCUUCAAGAAGCACGUGUUCACUGUUCCCGCUUGUCUAUGGAUCGCAUUCAUCCACUCACCCACACCUUCACUGCUACAGGCAGAGUUACUAUGCAUGAGCCUAACCUGCAAAAUAUUCCAAAGGAUUUUAAUAUUCAGGUGACAUCAGACAAGGCUAGAAGUGGCAUCAGCACAUCAGUGCAGCACCGUACUCUUAUAAAUUCUGCCAUCAUGACUCAGUUGGCUCCUCUUUUGGUUUGUAAAAAGCUUUAUUUUUUGUAUGAUAUAUUUAUAGCUGUAGUUGUAAAAGAAGUGAAUGUAAGGGUGUCCAGAAAAGAUGUGGGCUUAAAAGAUAAUGAAUCACAAUCCACUGUCAUUCCUGUAGGACUCCUCUAUAUAUUUUCACCUAUUUGUUAUGGUUUGAUUUACGGCAUGGGAACACAAGCACUGAGUGAGCAGUUGGGUGUUGGUGAGGAUGAAGCUCUGUCAUUUAUGGAAAACUUCAAGGGAAGCUUUCCAGGAGUUAAGCAGUUCAUACAAAAUACCAUAGAGAAGUCUUGCAAAGAAGGUUAUGUUCUUACCCUGAUGGGCCGGCGCAGAUACCUUCCAAACAUCACCAGCAAAGAUUUGUGUGCUCGAGCCCAAAGUGAACGCCAAGCAGUUAACACAGCAAUACAGGGAUCUGCAGCAGACAUAGUCAAAUUAGCUAUGGUGAGGAUAAACACAGCCAUUCGACAAGCAUUCCCAACAGCACCUGCUUUCCUCACACAGCCAACUAAAAGCAGGGAGGAUAUAAGUGGAGGUUUUUUAGUACUGCAGCUUCAUGAUGAACUUAUGUAUGAGGUAGUGAGUGAAGAUGUGAUCCAGGUAGCACAGCUGGUUCAGAGUCACAUGGAAGGUGUCCAGCAGUUAGCUGUCUCUCUGCCAGUGAACAUCAAAGUUGGGCCAUCUUGGGGAGCCAUGCAGACACUUAAUCUCUGAAGGCACCUGCUGUAAUUGUCAAAAGGAUACUGUAAAUACAUUUAAAGACAGUUGCAAUUAAUAUAUGGAGGGUUAAAGGAAAUUGAAUAUAAAGUAUAUCAUUCUGCUUACAGACAAAAUGGUUAGAAUUUUUGUUAUGCACUAUAUACAUUUUAUUAACUAUAUACUGUAUAUGUGUAAAGGCAUCAUUGUAUUAUAUCAGUUACUCUAACUUACUAAAAACAUUAUUUUAGCAUAUUUAUAUUUUUAUUAUGUUUCAUAUUUUUGGUGUAGAGUUUGGGUGCAAGAAUUUUAAGUUAAUUUUGUAGGUGAGGAUAAUGUUGGAGUAGUUGGUGCCUUUGUUCUGUGCAAGUGAAAAAACAAAAGUGCUCAGUAAUUGAUAGAGAUCAUUUAUACAAAAAAGAGAGACAGGUGGGAGUAAGAAUCAUAGGUGAAAUAUGGCUAGUAAGUAUACCAGAUAGACUGUGUGGCAGAAGUGUAUGGUAAUUGGAAAGGCAGAAAGUAUGAGUACAGAUAAACAGAGUGAGCAUAAAAUAAAAGGAAGGGAUGUGUGCUUAAAAUGUUCAUUUUGAAGAAUUAAAGUGAGCAAUACUUAGAAAAGAGGAAAAACUUGCAUUCAUGUAUUUGAAAUGGGUAAAUGAUAUGGUGGAUUGAGAAGCAUUAUGGCAAGUGUUGCAGAUGUUGAAGAUAUGUUUGAACUUGUUUAAAACUCUAGAAUUUUGUUGAGGAAAAUGCAUUACAUGUUUGAGUGUUUAGAAAAAUAAGAGAAUGGUUUCCAGCAAAGGCUGUGCUUAAACAAGGUGUGGUCUUUAAAAAUAACAAUAUUAUUUGAAUUGGAUGCUGCCACAAUUAUAAUUGUUGAUGAAGAGUGUUAUUGGGAAAUUGAAAAGAAAAGCUGCAGAAAUUGGUAAGAAGAGAUUGGAAUGGUACAUUAACUAUGGAGUUAAGGUUAAUGAAAAAAAUAUAUAAAAAUUAGGAGAAAUAAUGAAAGAAAAAUUUGAGGUCAGAAUAGCAGGGGUGAGUGUAUCAGCAGAUGGGGUAUGAAGAAUGAGGGAACAUGCAGGAUAGAAGAAGGCAAAAAGUUGCAGAAGUGUUGAAGAAUUUGUGGAGAGAAUAGAAGUGUAUUAGUGGAUACAAUAUUAAAAAUGUACUGUAUCAGAGUACAGUGAUACUGAUACUUUUUUGACAGUCUUUGAAUGUUGCAGCAUUUGGAAAUUUUAUGCAGAGGAAAUGUUAUGUCUAAGAGAUGUGUGUGGUGUGACUGUGUUGGAAAUAUUUAUAAAAUCACCAUAGGUGUGGUGAUAUGAAAGGUGUAAUUAAGAAAGCUAAAGAGAGAAUUCUGAGAUGACUUUGUAGUAUAAAAUAAUGAAUCAAGAUAGGUCAAUAAGAGGAUAGGUAAACCUAGGGAAAGAUGGAGUAGAGGGCAUCCUAGGAAGAGAUGGAAGGAAAGUGUGAAUCAGGUGACUCAUAAAAUUGUAAUAAAAAGUUUGGAAACAAAUCACAGAAUGGGUAGUUUGUGAUUUGUAAAUGAGGCAUUGUGAGAUAAGGCAUGAACAUCCAGCAGACACAUGUUAGUGUAUUAGAUCAUAGUAGUGGCAAGUGAUAUACAAGGAAUUUGAUGAGCUUUUAAGAGUGUAAGCAAAUAUUAUCUUUGAAUGGACUCGAGAGAAAUUUACUAUCUGAUUUUGGUUAUGGUGGUUGUAAAGUACAGUGUCUCCACUCUGACAAUGGAGUAAGAAUGUCGUGGUUCAGCACUGAUCCAUAAUGUCUCCUCCUUACUGUAAAGUCAUUCUGGGAAAUAGCCUAAUUUAAAAAUAAAAUGAUUAACCCUUAAACUGUCCAAACAUAGAUCUACGUUCAUGUGCGUAGUGCUCCGACCUCAAUUUUCCCCAUUUGAAAGCAUGUAAAAAAGAAUGUAGAUCUAUGUUCGGAGCCCCCCGCACGUGGGCGUAGAUCUACAUUUGGACAGUUUAAGGGUUAAUUUGUUUUAGUGGUUGCCACUCAAAAUGGUUUUAAUAUUGUAGGGAUCCAGUUUUUCUUUUAUUUCUUGCCUAAACAGUUAUAAAUACAGUUGUGGAAGCUACAUUGUAAAACUGUUAUACAGUAGUUUCUCUUAUCAUUCUACUUUGUUCAUUAUUUCUGCUUUAUGUGCUUUUAUUUUUGGCAGAUUUUGUGUGUUAAGGGCAGGUGGAUUACUGAUAAAUGAUAGUGAAAUUCAAAUCUUUAAACUUUUUUAAGAAAAAAAAAUUUUAAGAAAAAAAAAUUAUAAU